AUGAAAACCAAUUUUCUUUUUGUAUUUGCCUUAUUGGCCAUGAUUUGUAUUGUCAACGCUAUUCCACAUCAACUUCAUAAAAGAACUACUACGUUUGGACCAUGUCCCGUAUUACUUCCACUAGUCGAGCUCUCUGUAACAAUUUCACCUGAUCCUCUCGUCUCUGGAAAAACCGCAACUUUUUUUGUUAAAGGAGAGCUGACGUCACCAGCCACCAAAGAUUUCUUAAUUUAUGUUCAAAUUGCUGGUAUGGAUCCUCCCUUUUAUUCGAAAAUUCCACUUGGAACCACAGUUAACGUAGUAUUGGAAGUUCCGGUACCAGCCAAUCUACCUGCAGACUACGGUAUUCAAGUUGAUAUUGUCGAUACAAAGACAGCUACGCCUGUAGCCUGUGCAUUUGCUGUUGUUAGCGCCACAACAAUGAGUUUCAAACAAUAG
Messenger RNA from Ambispora gerdemannii, 438 nucleotides. Lineage: Eukaryota; Fungi; Glomeromycota; Glomeromycetes; Archaeosporales; Ambisporaceae. The record is from the annotation of a GenBank genome assembly.